Messenger RNA from Andrographis paniculata, 387 nucleotides. RefSeq names its product defensin-like protein 10. The transcript is spliced from 2 exons. Lineage: Eukaryota; Viridiplantae; Streptophyta; Magnoliopsida; Lamiales; Acanthaceae. The record is from RefSeq and is a predicted model, not a curated record. Gene Ontology annotation, biological process: defense response. The coding region runs from base 1 to 387 and encodes 128 amino acids.
AUGGGGAAAAUGAUGGUGGGAGUGGUGCUUCUUCUGCUGCAUCUUCUAAUCUCUCAGGAUAUGGUUUUAUGGCAGGCUGAAGCAGCACUUUGCAAAUCGGAGAGCAAGAAGUUUCAUGGGCCGUGCUUCAACGACAAAAACUGUGGACAGAUUUGCGAGUCCGAAGGCUUUCUUUCCGGCAAGUGCGAUUGGACGAAAUGCAUCUGCUACAAAGACUGUGGCGGCGGCGGCCGCGGCGGUGGCGGUGGCGGAAGUGGUGGCGGCCCCUGCCCGAAACCUCCAUGCCCAACGCCUCCAUCUCCGAAGCCGCCCUGCCCUAAACCUCCGUCUCCCUGCCCGACGCCUCCAUCUCCAAAGCCUCCGUGCGGGCCUCCAUCGGCCAAAUAA